Molecule: messenger RNA, 1188 nt
Organism: Bacidia gigantensis
Lineage: Eukaryota; Fungi; Ascomycota; Lecanoromycetes; Lecanorales; Ramalinaceae
Exons: 1
Coding region: 1-1188 (395 amino acids)
Source: RefSeq, a predicted model, not a curated record
AUGGGCGAUACCUAUGGCAACUCAACCGUCACGAUUGCGGCUGACUCUGCUGAGGACAGCAGCAAAGGGUGUUUUUUCCCGCGAAAUGCUUUGGGCAUCAAACCAUGCAUGGCAAAAGUGUUCGGCAGGUUCUGCAUAAUUCAACGACAUGCAAAUGACGUGGAAGAGAUAUUUGGUAAAAGUAUGACUGUUGGCUUGCCUCUUCAUGAGCGUGCCUGGGUCUUGCAGGAGCAAAUACUUGCAUGUCGGACGAUUGGUUUUCAAAAAGAUCAGGUACACUGGAGAUGCAGCAACCUUUUAGGCGUAGAAGCACACCCUCAGGGUCUUCCGGGAAUGCCGCACCAAUUACAGGAUUACCGGAGUCAUCUACAAGGCAUCAUUAAUGGCACAGGAUUGUAUCCUGGACUCCGGAAAACAGAAGCUUAUGGUUUCUGGUAUCGUUCCGUAAUGGACUUCACAACGCGAAAGCUGACCAUACCAAGCGACAAGCUUGUUGCAAUCUCAGGCAUUGCCAGCAAAAUGGCUGUUUCGGUCAAGGAUGACUACAUCGCUGGGCUCUGGAGAAGUGAUAUACAUAUCGGUUUGUUGUGGGUGGCCGGUGGAACAAUAGGUUUUCCAAUGGAACUUCCUGCACGGAGAACGGAAACUUACCGAGCUCCAUCGUGGUCAUGGGCUUCGAUUGAGGGCUUCAUUUCAUAUACGCACGUAAUACCGAGCCUAGAUGUUCCAAAGGAAGUCUUAAAACAGCCGUUACUCGAUAUAAUCGAUUACGACAUCAAUCAGUCAGCUGUACGAAGCUUGUCAAGUCAAGAAACCUUUGCAGCGAUUCGAGCCAAAGGAUACCUCCUUCGGAUCAGAACUUGUGGGGAGAGAUUAGUUAAAGCUAAAGGGGAACUUGUUGGUAGCGAACCCGAAUAUGGACAACAAGGAGGCCAAUCAAAUUCAGCCACCUUUUUUCGUGGUCUAGGAUUCUUCUAUCCAGAUGAGUCCUGCGACAGGCAUUCUAUCGAAGGUCUCUGUGCACCAGUUGCAUCGGUAGAACAAUCGAACUGGUGUCUGAUUCUUAAGGCUGAAGAAGGAGAGCGUCAUACAUACAGCCGUAUAGGACUUGGCCAGCUUGAUGUUGAGGGAAUGACAGAAUUUGAGGGUCUUGAAGGUCCUUCGGCCACCGAGUUCACUAUUGUCUGA